Molecule: messenger RNA, 710 nt
Organism: Hibiscus syriacus
Lineage: Eukaryota; Viridiplantae; Streptophyta; Magnoliopsida; Malvales; Malvaceae
Product: protein LIGHT-DEPENDENT SHORT HYPOCOTYLS 4-like
Exons: 1
Coding region: 1-636 (211 amino acids)
Biological process (GO): mRNA transcription; response to light stimulus
Cellular component (GO): nucleus
Source: RefSeq, a predicted model, not a curated record
AUGGAUUCAGUUCGAGAAAUUCAUGAUAGCUCCAACUGCGGAAACCCCGGACUCAUCAACUUUAGCAACAACGGUGCUAUUUCAGUUGCAUCAUCGUCCCCACCGUCGUCGUCUACCUCAACCUCAAGCCGCUACGAGAACCAAAAGCGCCGGGAUUGGAACACCUUUGGCCAAUACCUCAAGAAUCAUAGGCCCCCACUCUCUCUCUCCAGGUGCAGUGGAGCUCACGUCCUCGAAUUCCUUCGCUACCUUGACCAAUUCGGCAAAACAAAAGUCCACACUCAAAUCUGCCCUUUCUAUGGACUCCCGAAUCCACCGGCCCCUUGCCCUUGUCCGCUCCGUCAAGCCUGGGGCAGCCUCGAUGCUCUCAUCGGCCGCCUCCGAGCUGCCUUUGAAGAAAAUGGAGGAAAACCCGAAGCAAACCCAUUCGGGGCACGAGCUGUGAGGCUUUAUCUCCGUGAAGUUCGUGAUAUGCAGUCAAAAGCAAGAGGGAUUAGCUAUGAGAAGAAGAAGCGUAAGCGACUGCCUGCUCAACAGAUCCCGGCUCUACCAUUACCGCCGCCGCCGCCACCACCGCCAGGUGCAAGUUCAACUAUAUAUAUGCAUCAACAAAGCAAAACCCCAUAUGAAAGCUAGCAUUUUACUACAUACUAGUAAAAUGUUUCUCUCACUGGUUGCCUGCCUACAUGCUUCAUCAAUAUAUGUGGUAU